Molecule: messenger RNA, 3830 nt
Organism: Stegodyphus dumicola
Lineage: Eukaryota; Metazoa; Arthropoda; Arachnida; Araneae; Eresidae
Product: A disintegrin and metalloproteinase with thrombospondin motifs like
Biological process (GO): membrane protein ectodomain proteolysis
Molecular function (GO): metalloendopeptidase activity
Source: RefSeq, a predicted model, not a curated record
UAUUAUUAUUAUGUUAUUUCGAUUAUAUAAAUUAAAAGAGUUUUUUUAUAAUCACAUCAAAAUCCCUUUUUCCAGGUGGAUCUCAGAUACAAAGCUUUAUCAAAUCCAAAAAUCAGGAUAAGUCUGGCCGGUAUCAUUGUCGCAAAAAGCAAAGAUGCAACACCUUACUUGGAGCGCAAUCGUCUUCCUAGUCCCAAUCGGGACGCAAUCGACGCUGCUGCUGCGCUGACGGACAUGGGCAAGUACUUGUAUCUCGAGGACCGACUGCCCGCUUACGACAUGGCCGUCGUCAUGACGAAAUUAGAUAUGUGCAGGAAACAAUUUGGAGGUGGACGAUGCAGCAGAGGAACUGCUGGUUUUGCGUACGUUGGUGGAGCAUGCGUAGUAAAUAAGAGACUGGAAAAAGUGAAUAGUGUUGCCAUCAUUGAAGAUAGUGGAGGAUUUAGUGGCAUAAUUGUAGCAGCUCAUGAAGUCGGUCAUCUCCUGGGAUGUGUUCAUGAUGGUUCUCCUCCUCCAAGCUACCUUGGAGGACCCGGAGCCAGCCGCUGCCCCUGGGAAGAUGGUUUCAUCAUGAGCGAUUUGAGGCACACAGACCGUGGAUUCCGAUGGUCGUCAUGUAGCGUUGAACAAUUUAAACACUUUCUGAACGGUGAAACAGCAUCCUGUCUCUUUAACUACCCGGAUGACAAUAAAUUGCUGGCUAGAGAAUUACCAGGAACGAUGCUUACGCUGGACGAACAGUGCGAAAGAGACAGAGGAACUCAAGCAUGUUUCAAAGACAGUCGAGUAUGUGCUCAGCUUUUCUGCUACGAUAAUGAUUCGGGAUAUUGCGUUUCGUUUCGACCAGCAGCUGAAGGAUCAUCUUGCGGAGAUGGACAGGUAUGCAAAAAUGGUAAAUGUGUGGUGGACAAUGAGAACAUCAUACCUGACUACACGCAUGUAACGAGAUCUAUCGCUAAUCGCAUUGACAAGGACAUUUCCAAAUCGACAACAAGUAGACCAUCUGUAUCUGUAGGAAACAAAAUUCGUGGUCGAACUUCCAGAAGGCCUUAUAGGCCAUCGUUUGUCAACAGGAACAAUGCACAUCCACCUCCUAGAGAAACAACUACAGCAGCUCCUAGCCAGUCCUCAGCCGGAAAAGAUUGCGAAGACGCUGUCGACAAACUGGCUGGAGGACUGACCUGUCAAGAUUUCUUAGAGAGAUAUGGUGACCGCUACUGCAGACACAACUACAUGAUCAGAAAUUGUUGCCGAUCCCAUGAAAUAGUGUGUGCCAACAGAUAAAUGCGCAUCCUCAUCUUUAUUCAAAUAAUGUAUGAACUCAUUCACAGUUCAGUGAACAAUCUGGCGCAACUGAGAAAACCGGAAAGAAUCAUAUGACAGUGAUCGCACAAAUCCUACAUCUAAAACAGUCACCUGCAUUUCAUAAGACACUCAUUUUCUCUUCACAUGAUGUGCAUAGGAUUUGCCAUCAAAUCCUUUAAUCUUCAUCCAUUCAAAAAACACCCGAUGAAGGGUUUGUCUUUUACCUUUAAACUUGUAAACAGUACGGUUGUUUCUAUUAAAGGUAGAAGUAAAAGACACAAGAACUUAAACUAUAACCUUGUAAGUUUUUGCAUUCCUAUAUUUUGAACGCAUGCACCUUAAGCAAAAUCUGAUACCUCCUCGAAAUAUUGCUUAACAGUUGAAAGUUAGAUUCACGAAAAAAAUGGAUCUCAUCAUUUUUAUAAAGUUUGGUGAGGGAAAGAAAGACAGUAUGUAUACAAGACACCCAUAAGUCUCAGCAUCAUAUGGUUCGUCGGUUGCCAAGACAAAGCAAGGAGUAAAUGUCUAAGGGAUGUAUAAAUGCCUACAAGAAAUUCAAAUAAAACUCGGUUUGAAUUCGGAUAAAAUUGAUACCUCUGAGUUUCAUAUAUAGACUGUCAGACAUCUUGAUUAGUUAAGGCAGAAAUGCUAUUUGUCUGCAUCAUCUUGAAAACAUAAAUUUUGGAACAGGUGGUAGGAAAUACAGGAAACCUUGGACCCAUUACCACGAGGUUAGUGUUAUGUGUUACGAGACGAUUUAUAUGUGGAACUCUUAAAUUUGCUGCAUUUUAUUCUGUAAGGAGGUAUUACUGUCCACUAACUAACUGUAGAAAGGGAUCCGUCUUUUGACUUCAGGUUUAUGGCUUCAUGUCUGCCCUUAAUAUCUGGACCUGUGAAACACUUAAAAGUUCACAGAGAGAAGACUAAUCUGCAGAUGGUUUGCGACACCUAACAGAAAGGAUCUCUGCUGCUUGUCAUCAGACUUAUCCUAAUAUCAUCUAACGUGGGUUACUUGAGGAGCAGCAACACCCAGAUUCACCAUGGUGUAAACUAACGAAGCACUCCUUAUGAUGCUUGGUCUAUGGGAUUCCCUGGAGGGCACACAUUUCAUUCAAUGAAACAUAAAUAAUUAAAAAACAUGAUUUAUGUGUAAAUAGUUUAAAUAUAUAUUUCAAUCAGAUAUUUAGAGAUAAAAAAUUUAAUAUGGCAAUAAUACUGUAGAGCCUCGAUUAUGUGAAAUCACCAGGAGAAUAGAAUUCUCACAAUCGGUUUGUUCGAUACAUUUUUUUUAAAAACGUAUUAUGUUAAACAAGUGAUAUUUUAUGGAAGCCAUUUAGCCUUGGGCAUUAUGCUAUUUAUUUAAAUUUAAUAAAAGCUUUUUUCAGAUAUUAAUAUCGAAAUUUAUUACAUAUUUUUAUAAAAUGAACAGAGAAAAAGUGUAAUACCUAAAGAAACGAUCAUAACUCUCAGCUUACGCAACUUGAUGUUUCACUCUUAUUCUUAACAGCCUUUUUUAUGUUAGCUGAUGUUCCUGAAAACAUACCUACAUUUUUUGAUGAUGAAAAUUUAUUAUACAUUUUCAUUCCUGAGAAUUUAUAUGUAUUUUCAAUUCCUGCUGCCUGGGAUUAUUUUUAAAUAAAAGAAUUUUUUAGGUUCAAUAAUCGUAAAAUUGAAUAAUCGUUUUUGUUAAAUUGUCUCUAAGAUAAAAGCACAGUUCUUUUUCCAUUUAGAUGUGACAAUAGAAGUAAUAUGCUCAUUAAAUAGGUUUGUCCAAAUACAAACACAGAUUGAAUUAAAAAAAUAAAUAAAAGAAACCAAAAGAAAAAUCUUCAACCAGAAACAGUUAGAACACUUACAACCAGAAAACUUAGAGAUAUAAAAACUAAAAUAUCCAUUUAUAAAUUUUAAGAAAUUUGCAUGAUAUAUGAUCAAACAAGUUUCGUCCAUUUCUAACUACCGAGGCUGUACAAUAUGUCACUUCCAAAAAUAUACGAUCACAGUCUGAUUGACUGACAUAAAGUAAUAUUGUAAAUCAGGACAAAAGAAGAACCUAUAAAAUCCAUCAUCCGACAACCUAAAAUUUUUAAAUUUUUGGAUGAUUACUUUAAGAAAACUAAAUAUUCAUAUAUUGCUAAGAGCAUAUUUUCAUCUUACAGACAAUUUUUUGUUAAAUUCUUAUAAACAAACAAUUGUAAAUAUAUUUACCUAAAAUAUUAUGAAGACUGGAAGCAGAGUAACCAUUUGUGCCUGUGUCCUUCUCCAUAUUGAGUUUUAUCUGUUUUCAAUUCAGCAAUUAUACAUGAACUUCUAUAAUUGCAACAAGAAAAAUGAAAUUAGUAUUUAAAGUAAGACUUCAUUGUGUCUGAAUUUUCAUUAAACUGCUUAUGUUAAAACUUGUAUAUUUAUUUUUUAAAAGAAACUGCAGUGUUUUAAAAUGCUUUCUGCAUUACACAAAAUCGCUUGUGUGAAGCAAGUAGAAUUACUCAAGUUAUAAGUUGUUGAAAUAAAUUCAGUUUUGUUCUCUA